UGAGGCUAUGGCCACUGACAAUCAGACACACGUGCCACCCUUGAUGAAAACGAACCCCAAUCAAAAUAUAGUAUUCAGCAGUCACAAUACAUUUUUUCAACAUAAUAAAUACCGAGCUAACAUCCGCGUACCACCAUUUGCUCGUUUCCCAAUCACACUAUUAUGGCUUACGCACUCCUUGCCCUCGAGAACCCAUUGCUCGAUAUCCAAGCUAACGUCAAGCAAGAGCUUAUGGACAAGUAUGGCUUCGUUAGCAACGGUGCUAUGCUUGCUUCUGAGAAGGAACAAGGUUUGUACGAGGAGAUCGUUCGCGACUAUCCCGUCGUCUAUGUUGCCGGAGGUGCUGCUCAAAACACUGCCCGUGGUGCCCAAUACCUUCUUCCUGCCAACUCUACUGUCUACAUGGGUUGUGUCUCCAACGACCACUAUGCUGAGCAAAUGAAGAAGGCUGCUGCUGAGGACGGUCUUGAGACCAAGUACCAAGUCGUUGACGACGUUCCCACUGGUACUUGCGCUGUCUUGAUCACUGGACAAGACAGAUUCCUCUGUGCCAACCUUUCUGCUUCUGAGAAGUUCUCUGUUGAUACCCUUCAAAAGCCCGAGAACUGGAAAGUUGUCGAGAGCGCCAAGAACUACUACAUUGGUGCUUUCUUCAUCUCCCACGAUGGUGGUUAUGCUUCCAGCUUGGCUGUUGGUAAGCACGCUGCUGAAACCAACAAGGCUUUCACUAUGAACCUUUCUGCUCCCUGGGUCGCCCUUGCCUUCAGAGACCGUCUUGAUGCUGUCCUCAACUAUGCUGACAUCGUCUUCGGUAACGAGGAUGAAGCCCGCAGCUACUCCAAGGUUGCUGGCUGGGAAACUGAUGAUGUCAAGGAAAUUGCUGCCAAGUUUGCUCAACUUCCCAAGGCCAACACUAAGCGUCCCCGUAUCGUUGUCUUCACCCAAGGUGCUGAUGAGACCGUUGUUGCUGUCGGUGACAAGGUUACCGUUCACCCUGUUGAGAAGGUUUCCAGCAGCGAGAUCGUCGAUACCAACGGUGCUGGCGAUGGCUUCUGCGGUGGUUUCCUUGGUCUUUACACUCAAGGUGUUGAGGACCUCCACAAGUGUGUCAAUGCUGGACAUUACAUCGCUGGUCUCGUCAUUCGCCGCGUCGGUCCUACCUACCCUCCCGUGGCCGAGCGUACCAAUAUCCCCGAGUUCUAAAUGUACUCACACCCUUGAACCAAACUUUUUUCUACCCUUCUUUGAUCGAUAGUUCUUGUUAUUACGCAAGAUUGGUUUCAACAUACCAAUGUAUCUCCCCUUGUCCUAGAUCUUCUUCUUCUCCGUGUAUCAU
Umbelopsis ramanniana AG is the source of this 1336-nucleotide messenger RNA. RefSeq lists its product as uncharacterized. Lineage: Eukaryota; Fungi; Mucoromycota; Umbelopsidomycetes; Umbelopsidales; Umbelopsidaceae. Gene Ontology annotation, cellular component: cytosol; nucleus. Gene Ontology annotation, biological process: purine ribonucleoside salvage. The record is from RefSeq and is a predicted model, not a curated record. The transcript has 2 exons. Gene Ontology annotation, molecular function: adenosine kinase activity. Bases 163 to 1203 code for a protein of 346 amino acids.